This is a messenger RNA of Microbotryum saponariae, 250 nucleotides long. Lineage: Eukaryota; Fungi; Basidiomycota; Microbotryomycetes; Microbotryales; Microbotryaceae. The record is from the annotation of a GenBank genome assembly.
AUGACCGAGGAUGUCUACGUUCGAUACCCAAAAGGAUGGAAUGGUCCUCAAUCCCCUGUCAAUCUGGCAAGAGUAGAAGUCAAGGUGGCCGCGCAUCAGGCCGGCGGCGGUUCUCCAUGUUGCGGCAGUGCAGACGCUACCAAGUUGGGAAUAUGGGAAUUCCCGGAACUGAGUGUUACGGAGAACAAAGAAGGUUUGGCUGAACUGAGAGUCGAACUCAGGCCCAUUCCAUUAAUCAGAGUUGCUCUGA